This is a messenger RNA of Ostertagia ostertagi, 1251 nucleotides long. Lineage: Eukaryota; Metazoa; Nematoda; Chromadorea; Rhabditida; Trichostrongylidae. The record is from the annotation of a GenBank genome assembly.
AUGAGUAAUGUCAGAGCCGCCAUUAUCACUAUUGGCGAUGAAUUGCUGAUCGGCCAGACGAUCGAUACCAACUCGGCAUGGAUUGCCCAGCACCUGAACAUCCAGGGGAUUGAUGUACUGCGCCGCGUAGCCGUCGGCGACCGUUGGGAAGCCAUCUGGAACUCGUUAAGCGAUGAGCUCAGGGAGAGCGAACUGAUCAUUAUUACCGGCGGGCUGGGGCCUACUGCUGACGAUAUUACUAAACCAUUACUCUGCGAAUUUUUCGGCGGUAAGCUGGUGGUGGAUGAGGCCGUACUGGAUCAUGUAAAACAGAUGUUCCUGAAGCGAAACCGUCCUUUCCUGGAGCGUAAUCUGAAACAGGCAGAAGUGCCCGAUGUCUGCACGGUAUUGCACAACCGGCUGGGCACAGCACCCGGUAUGUGGUUUGAGCGCGAUGGUAAAGUGAUUAUCUCCUUGCCGGGUGUGCCGUUUGAGAUGAUCUGCAUUAUGGAAGAUGAAGUGCUGCCCCGGCUGAUGAACCGGUUUCAGAGUGAAGCCAUCGUACACCGCAGCAUUAUCACUGCAGGUGAGGGUGAAAGCUUUAUUGCCGAGCAGAUACUUGAUUUGGAAACCGCCCUGCCGCCACAUAUAAGACUGGCCUACCUGCCAACCCCGGGUAUCGUACGGUUACGUUUAACGGGUCAUGGGCCUGAUGAAGCAGCACUUAUACAGGAAGUAGAAAAACAUCAGCAGGAGAUCGCCAACCGGCUGGAGCAUAUUGUAGUGGCGUUGGAGGACAUUCCGCUGGAACACGUAGUGGGCAAUGUUUUAAAGGAAAAAGGACUUACCCUUGGUCUGGCCGAAAGCUGCACCGGUGGCUAUAUCGCACAUAAACUGACGCAGAUAUCCGGGUCUUCUGGUUACUUUACAGGCAGCAUUGUUUGCUACCAUGAGCAGGUGAAAAAAGAUGUAUUGGGCGUAAAGCAGGAAACGCUGGAUGCUUAUGGUGUGGUCAGCGAAGAAGUGGCUGUGCAGAUGGCGGAAGGCGCUUUGCGCGUGCUGAAAACAGAUAUUGGUUUUGGUGUGACGGGGCUCUUAAGCCCCAGCGAUGAUUACAAGAUACCGGUAGGCACCGUUUGCGUAGCGGUGGCCAAUAAAGAACGCACUGUCAGCAAAACAUUCCAGGUUCAUUCCGACAGGAUGCGGAACAAAGACACCACAGUGGGCGCCUCCUUAUUGCUUAUCUGGAAAUUCAUUGUUGACCGGUUAUGA